Yamadazyma tenuis ATCC 10573 is the source of this 1396-nucleotide messenger RNA. RefSeq names its product phosphatidylinositol N-acetylglucosaminyltransferase (gene SPT14). NCBI's taxonomy places the organism in Eukaryota, Fungi, Ascomycota, Pichiomycetes, Serinales, Debaryomycetaceae. Gene Ontology annotation, molecular function: phosphatidylinositol N-acetylglucosaminyltransferase activity. Gene Ontology annotation, biological process: GPI anchor biosynthetic process. The record is from RefSeq and is a predicted model, not a curated record. Gene Ontology annotation, cellular component: glycosylphosphatidylinositol-N-acetylglucosaminyltransferase (GPI-GnT) complex.
CUAGUUGUUUAGCUGUUGUCUGACCAUGGGAUUCAACAUAGCGAUGGUCACCGACUUCUUCUACCCCCAGGCGGGUGGAGUCGAGUUCCAUGUAUACCACCUUUCACAAAAACUCAUCGAGCUUGGCCAUUCGGUCGUCAUCAUCACCCACGACUAUGGAAAUAGAAAUGGAGUCCGGGUGUUAACCAAUGGCCUCAAAGUAUAUUACAUACCUUCCCUUGUAUUUUACCGGAGUGCAACGUUUCCCACAGUGUUUUUGGGGUUUCCAAUCAUACGCAACAUCUUCAUACGAGAGCUGAUUGAAAUUGUCCACGGUCAUGGCUCAAUGUCUUCUUUGGGGCUGGAAGCCAUUUUUCACGCAAGGACCAUGGGAUUGAAAACCGUCUUCACCGACCACUCUUUGUACGGGUUUGCUGAUUUGUGGUCGAUUUUGGGUAACAAGCUCUUGAAGUUCACCCUCAGUGACAUCGGCCACGUGAUAUGUGUGUCUCAUACCUGUAAAGAGAAUACGGUUCUCCGAGCGUCGUUGAACCCAUUGUGUGUUUCUGUGAUCCCCAACGCCGUGCUUGCGGAAGACUUCACGCCACAAACCCACAAAUGUGUUGAUGAUGGCACUAUCACCAUAGUGGUGAUUUCUCGGUUAUUCCCCAAUAAGGGAGCUGAUCUACUCACUGCCAUAAUUCCUCGAAUCUGCGACGCCAACAAAAACGUCCAGUUUCUAAUAGCUGGAGACGGCCCCAAGUUCUUGGACUUGGAGCAGAUGCGAGAGAAGUACUUUCUCCAGGAACGGGUUAGGUUGAUAGGGGCAGUUAAACACGAAGAAGUUAGGGAUAUCAUGGUCCAGGGCCAAAUCUACUUGCAUCCUUCACUAACAGAAGCGUUUGGUACCGUGAUAGUGGAGGCUGCAUCGUGUGGGUUGUUUGUGGUUACCACAAAGGUCGGUGGAAUUCCAGAAGUUCUUCCCAACCAUAUGAUGCAUUUUGCUGAGCCCGACGAGGAUUCUUUAGUGCUGGUCACUUUGAAUGCCAUCAACCAGUUUAGAUCUGGUAACAUUGAUACCUCAGGAUUUCACCGAGAAGUGUCUCAGAUGUACAGCUGGGAAGACGUGGCUAAGAGGACGGAAAAUGUAUACAACUCGUUGGAUUUAUUGAAACUCAACCAGCCGUUGAUAAAGAGAUUUCAAAAGUACUACUGUUGUGGAGCGGUGGCCGGGAAGUUGUUUGUGUUGAUGGUAGCUAUUGACAUAUUAUUGUACACGUUGUUGGAGUAUUUUCGUCCGAGAGAUCAAAUCGAUAAGGCUACCAAGUGGCCAAAACACAAAAGAGCCUCUGGAAUUAGGUCUUAGUUGACGAUAUUUAAUCUUUUCCAAUCUUUAAUACACGAUUUCUGUCCUUUU